This is a messenger RNA of Pseudogymnoascus verrucosus, 1164 nucleotides long. RefSeq lists its product as uncharacterized. The transcript has 4 exons. The coding region runs from base 1 to 1164 and encodes 387 amino acids. The record is from RefSeq and is a predicted model, not a curated record. Lineage: Eukaryota; Fungi; Ascomycota; Leotiomycetes; Thelebolales; Thelebolaceae.
AUGUCUAUUAAGAAGGUUGAGGAGCGGGUAGAGCAGGCCAUGCUUGGAUGGCAACCACCCUCCCCUAACCUCUGCUUAGUUAGAGAUGACCUGACCUGCAGGAGAGCUGGCUGGUCGUUCCUACGCGAGGAGAAGAACGACGUGAGGUUUGCUUAUAAGGCCCUCUCGCGCCGUGCCUGGUCUGCCCUAGCCCUCGGCCUAGUAAAGGGCGGUCGCUGGAUAAGUGCUGGGUGUCUUAAGUAUGCCGAGCUUGGGGCCCAGCUCUCGAACGAGAUCUUCACGUCAGUUCAUGUCAUAGCAGGCCUCCUAGCGCGAGGCUUAGAGAUCACUGCUGUCCGAGUCUGCAAUACGGAGCAGGCUAUACGGAACGUCUUCAUCAUCAAUGGCCGUGUUGCAAUUGUGUUUGAAUAUAACAAGUUAAGGGCUACAAACAACCAUUCGUUUUACAUUAUCAACUUCUACGAGCCUAAGUCUGCCUCUGAGCCAGCAAGCAUCCUUGCUAUGGGUGCUGGGCACAGCACUCGGAUGCUGCUAACUAGCUACGCAAUCGAUCGCUCCUAUCCAACCCGGCUCCAGCCCGAGCUGCUCGAGCUCUACCUACGCCUCUCUACUCUCUGGCAGCAGUGGAACGAACAGCACUACCGCGACCAGUGCCGCUCCGACAGCCUGCUGCGUCUACUCCAGCUGCGUGCCCCUGUGCCUAGCCCUAGGCUAGAGGGCUGCUCUACAAAGAGAGGCCUAGGCAUAGAAGAGCAGAGCCACCAGACGCUAGAUCUGCCAGCGAAGCGACACUGUCCUAGUCCUCCCUCUCCAACUGAGAAGCGCCGCCUGGCCGACCUCGAGCUCAGCCGAUACCAGGAGGACCUCCUUGCGGUCCAGGGCACAUGCCUACUCUGCAGGGCGCUCGGCAACGCAUGGGACCACGCCUUCCCUACAUGCUGGCGCCGGUCCGAGUUCUUCGAGGCUCGCAGUCGUGCGAGGGACGCUGUUGGGCGCAGGGGGCUCAGUGCGGAGGAGUGGCUGCUAGAGCAGUUCCAGCAGAGGUUUGGGGAUGUCGAUGAGUUCCUGGGAUGGUGCGGCAGAGCAACAAGCUUUGGAGGCGGCAAGGCAAUCUGGGGGGUCAAGGUUGCAGCGGCUGCGCUCAUCCAAUUCGAGCUAUACUAA